AAAAGAUCCUCUGUAUAGCAGAACCACUCUAUUCUGUAUCACUAUCCUCUGAUUUAAAGACACUCCUCUAUAUAAACUGUAGUAAUGGCUGACCCAUGCAUGUAGGUGUCUAUCUUGACUGAUGCAGACAAUAAAAGAGACCCAGAGGAAUGCUAUCCAGAUACACAAAGCCAAUCCGGACAACCUCUAUGUGUCUGCCUCUUAUGUUGGCAAAGGAACUUACCUCAAGCGUAUCCGAUACCACGGGAAGGGUCAGUCAGGGAAAAUGUACAAGUAUUAUUCUCAUUAUUUCCUGAAGCUACGGGAGGGACCUCCACCUGUUAAGAAGAAGAAGAGUAAAGAGGCCCAGGGUUGCUAUGCUACAAGGAGACUUAUACAGAGAGGACCCAUUACUAUACCUAACUGCCUUUGAUUGGAUUCAUAGCAUUCCCUCAUAGUCAUUUAUUGUACCUAUUGGAUAUCUCUGAUCAUAGAUAUUAGAGUAAAUGAA
Amphimedon queenslandica is the source of this 490-nucleotide messenger RNA. Its product is annotated as 39S ribosomal protein L22, mitochondrial-like. The record is from RefSeq and is a predicted model, not a curated record. NCBI's taxonomy places the organism in Eukaryota, Metazoa, Porifera, Demospongiae, Haplosclerida, Niphatidae. Bases 122 to 412 code for a protein of 96 amino acids. Gene Ontology annotation, cellular component: ribosome; mitochondrial large ribosomal subunit. Gene Ontology annotation, biological process: translation. The transcript has 2 exons. Gene Ontology annotation, molecular function: structural constituent of ribosome.